CACAGCGAGGCGAGCGCGGCGGCGGCGGCGGCGGCGGCGGCGGCUUGAGGGUGGUGGCGGUGGCAGCGUUCGCGGGCUCGGGGGCGACUCGCCGAGGGAGGAAGCGGUGGAGGAAGAGGCGGCGGCGGCGGCGGCGGCGGCGGGGGUCGUAGCGGUGGCGGAGGAGGCGGGUACGAAUCGGCUGCGGGCGGAGACAUGGCCAACAUCGCGGUGCAGCGAAUCAAGCGCGAGUUCAAGGAGGUGCUGAAGAGCGAGGAGACGAGCAAAAAUCAAAUUAAAGUAGAUCUUGUAGAUGAGAAUUUUACAGAAUUAAGAGGAGAAAUAGCAGGACCUCCAGACACACCAUAUGAAGGAGGAAGAUAUCAACUGGAGAUUAAAAUUCCAGAAACAUAUCCAUUUAAUCCCCCUAAGGUCCGGUUUAUCACUAAAAUAUGGCAUCCUAAUAUUAGUUCCGUCACAGGCGCUAUUUGCUUGGAUAUCCUGAAAGAUCAAUGGGCAGCAGCAAUGACUCUGCGCACGGUAUUAUUGUCAUUGCAAGCACUGUUGGCAGCUGCAGAACCAGAUGAUCCUCAAGAUGCAGUGGUAGCAAAUCAAUACAAACAAAACCCUGAAAUGUUCAAACAGACAGCUCGACUCUGGGCGCAUGUGUACGCUGGAGCACCAGUUUCUAGUCCAGAAUAUACAAAAAAAAUAGAAAAUUUAUGUGCUAUGGGCUUUGAUAGGAAUGCGGUAAUAGUGGCCUUGUCUUCAAAGUCCUGGGAUGUAGAGACUGCAACAGAACUGCUUCUCAGUAACUGAGGCACAGCGCUGCUGAUAGAGUCAAGCUUGCCCCUUCUUGAGGCGAAUCACCAUCUGUUAUUUUUAGGAUUCUGCAUAGAUUUCUUUUAAACUGGCAUUCUUGCCUAAUGAUGUUAUCUAGGCACCAUUGGAGACUGAAAAAAAAAAUCCCUGCUAUGUAAAUAAAGCUAAUUAAACGUCUGUGUAAAUUUAAAAAGGGGAAAUACUUUAAUUUUUUUUCUUGAUAGUGUAAAAAUUCUUUCAGCUAAGCUAAAACCAUGGAAAAAACAUGCUACUUUAGUGUUUAGCAGUGUACCAAGACUAGCAAGAGUUUGCUUCAGGACUUCGUUGAAUAAUUAAGACAAUAUUUUGAGUGUGUCAGGGCCAUUCCGACUGUGGUGUUGCAUCCCAGCUACCUACUGUUUCUACCAUGGAUCUCUGUGCCUGUGAAUUGACUUGCAUGCUUGUACUUGACUUAGGAUGGGUAGCUGAAAAGACCACCAUUUUAAGCAUUUGAGAAUUCUAACAUAUAAAAUUUAUUCAGAAUUGAAUGUGGUGACCUAUUCAGAGCCUUUGUCCCUGUCAGCAGACUGGGAAACCAUAUCUGUUCCCCCCCUCACCACACAGCUGAUAUUCCAAGAGCAGUUUUCUCUAUUCUUCAUACAGUGAAGAUACAGUGGAGGGCCCUAGUCCUUGCUCCACUGUUAGGUUGUCCAUGUAAAAUAUUUUUGUCACGAUUCUCUACUUGGAAAGCUUAAGUAAGAUUGUGAAAAUGGAGCUACCAAUUUUCUCUAGCAAAAGCAGUGAAUACUGAAUGUUACAGUAUUUCCAGAUGUAAUGAAAAAAAUCCAACUUAGUUCCUUGGCAAAUUUGACAUCUGUACUCAAACAGAUUUUUUUUUUGAGAUCAUUAAAGGAAGAAAUUGACUAUAGCAGUUUUUAGCCUAAUUUUGGCUGAGACUACUUAUCAAAUACUUCUAAAGUCACACUUGCACUUACCCUACCGAUUCAUGAAAGCUGUGUUGGUGUUUUACUGUACAUACUUCAGAUGCACAUAGGAAUAGAAGUGUGUUAUAAAAUCUAGCUUUCUUUAUGAUGUUUCUGAUAUGAAAAUUGAAAACUUUACCUUUUCUUGUAUAUAGUCAGACUUUCUAUUCAUAUUAAAGUUACAUUUCAUUCUGAGUUCAAAAGUUUGAAAAUUAUUAGUUUUGCAAGCUCAAACACUAAUGUGACCAUUUUAUGAAGGUUGAAAUGGAUUUAUGCAGACAGUUCCAUACACAGAAACAGUUCUUAGUGAAGUUUCAGGACCAAUAGAAAAUAAUAAAAAUGUAAUGGAAUCAGAAUGAAUUAAAGCAAGGCUGUAUAUUGAAAGUCGUCAUAAGAGGUUUGCUUUCCUCGAGUGUUAUUUAUCCUAAGUUAUUAUCAUAUGUGUUGGAGAACCAUUUUAAAAUCAUUAAUUCAGCAUAGUUUCAUUUGACUUCUCAAUAAUCUUAGAAGCAAUAAAAGGACCAUUAUUAAAUAAUACUGUAAUAUUAAAGAUGUGAAGAUUCUUCAAGAACCUUGUAAGGCUUUCCUGAUCGACAGUAAACUCUUGUAGUUGUAUAAUUGCAAACUAAGCGCAAGUCGCUAUGUUUUUUUGCCCUGUAUGUUUCCUUAAGCAUAAAUUUCUUUAUACAAUCACCUCCCUUAAUUGUUGUAGUUUAGUUACUUUCUAAAGAUGCCAAAGGAAUCAAGAUUUUAUUUAUUUUAAAUAGCUGAAACCAUGUACUUUAUAUUUUGAAGUAAGGUGGGAUUGUGUGAACAUGUGGACAGUUUGUUUCAUUGUUAGAAUUUUUUUAGUGAAGGGAAGCUUGGUGAUUUUAGUCAUGUUUGAAUUAUUUCAGAUAUCAAACACAUCCUCCCAGUUUACUGUUGGCCUGCAUUGCCAGGGUAUAUUUAAUUGUCCUCUGUUCAGACAAAGGAGAGGAGAACGUAGAGGCUUUCUGCUAGCGGUCCAGCAUGGUGACUUCCCGCGGAGGCUGCCCUUGCUUCCCUCUGACCUGAUGUGCGUGGAGAAAGCAGAGCUCUCAGCAUGCCCAGGGCCCAGGAAAUCAUAGCAUACCAUUUGUGGAGAGGUUCUCCAGGAAGCAUUUUCAUUCCAAAAAUUUACCUCAUUUAUGUUUAAUGUGACGUUCCCUCUCCUUUCCUGGCACUUUUCCUACUGUCUUCCUGGGUUUUUUGCUGUUGACCAUUGUUUGUGUGUGCUCGUUUCUGUGGGGUGCCAUGGAUCAGAUCAGAGCCUUCAUGCAUGCCAGUCUGUGCUCUACCACUGAGUUACAUUCCUAGCACCUGAGCUUUUUUUUUUCCACUUUACAUUUACAUUUAUUUUCCUCAGCAUAGAGAUCAAGGCAAUAGACUAUUUUCCUGUGGUCUUAACUCUGCUUCUAAAAAGAACACUAAAAUUUCAGGUACACAGGGAAAAGGUAACCCUGGUAGAAAUUUUUGCAAUUUGUCAUUUAAAAGCCUUCAGAAAUUAAUGUUGGGGAAAAAACAUACUAUGAUAGCUUUUAGGGCAGGCGACCUAUUUGUUUAAGGUCAAUGCGCAUUUUAUUAUGCCAUUUCUUUGCUGAAUAUGUGCCUGACUUUUAAAAGAACAAAUAACUAGUUGUAUAGUGUUUCAUUACAAAAUAGCAAUUUUCAACCCAAAUAAGUGUACAGUAAUUGGUAUGUAAAAUAUGUGAGGAACUUGGUACUGAAUAGAUGAUCUGAAUUAACCCCUUCAAAUGUUUGAAAGUAUAACUAUGAUUUAAACACACUCAAGGGAAAUGUUGAUGUUUGAAUUCAAUUUUUUUUUGAAUUUUUUCUUUUGAAUAUUUUGAUUUUCAGGAGAAUCAUACAUGAAAUGAAAGGCAACUUUUUUCCUUUUGGGAGAAGACUUUCACAUGUGAUUGUUGGUGGCAUUUAAAACUAUGCAAAAUAGUCUUUUAAGUAUGAAAAAGAAUUGGCCGUUAAGUGGAUAUUACUUAUUUAUGCACUACAGAAUGCAGCAUUUCAGAUUAUUUGUUUACUAAGCUGCUAAUAAGUUUAUCAAUGUGAAAAGCAGGUCUUGCUUUAAGUGUACGCCUGACUUGAGCUUUUAAAAACUUUAUAAUAGGAGUAUGCAAAUGUUCCUAUAAUCCUUGUAGUUACACAGUAUAAGACAAUUUAAAGAUUUAAAAUUCAGGAAGGGAAGAGUUCGAGCCGGGUAUACCUUUUUUGUACAUAGAUGGAAACAACAUUUGGGUGUGAAAAAGGAAGCCGUCUGUUUACAGUUAACUUGAUUUCACAGAUUUUUACUUAAUGAUGUAUUGAUCACUAUUUUCUAGUUCGAGAAAUUUUAAUUCCAGGGUACAAACCAUUGAUUCAAUUUUUUGGCAUUUCCAUUGUUAGUGCCAGUUCAAAAUCAGUGCUUGACAUCAGCUAUUUACUGUGACCGGGGAAGAAGACAACUUGAAGUAUUCAGUAGUAAAUAGCCUUUUCCCCACGUCUGAAUCUUGUGCAGUGUCUGCAUAGUGUGUCACCUGUUCUGUUCGCACUGUUGCAAUAUGGUUCAAAGUAUUGUGGCAGAGGGUCGGGGAUACCAGUUUCUCCCUGGGCCCAUUUGUUCCAUUACUGCUUGGUUGGACUGAUCUGUUCCUCAUCUGCCUGUGGUCCUCACCUAAAUGUCAGUUGUGAAUGUGUCGUCUGCUUGAUGACUCCGGCCAUGCUGCUAAUGAAGUGUGGCCCCGUUUUAUCCAUUAGGCUCAAGGGGGUGAGUGGCUGCAGAUUGCACUGUUCUGUCCAAUGACCCUUGUGUGCUUGCUGUUAGCUACUUUUACAGGCAUCAUAAUAAAAGCUAGACUAUUUCUUUUUGGGGGGAAGAGACUUAUUUAAUGUAAUUUAAAGACUUUUCCGAUAGAAAAUGAAAUACUAUUGAAAAUAUCUAUUUUUCAGCUUUCAGCAAUGGAUGGUGCUUUGCUGUGGUGUCUGCUGGAAGUCUACUGCCAUUCUAGGGAUUCUCAUGAACCUCACUGAGAAAGGACCUUGCUUGUUAGCUUCUCUAGAUCUCUAUUCUAAACAAUCUGUUAGUGAUGACAAAUUCUGUAGGAGGGUCUAUUCUGAGCCGUUAACUUCCUGUAAGGGGAAAAUGGGUGGGUUUCCAGAAAGACCGUUGAAACAGGGUGGGCUGCGGGUGGAGGGUAGGGUAUUGUCUUGAGAAUUAAAAACUAAAAAACACUUUUGUACACAACUGAUUUUUUUAAAAAAUAAACACAUUUUUAAAGAUGUUGAAUUUUUUUUCCCCCCUUACUGGGAAUUCUUAAAAAUAAAUGCAUGCGUGUUUUCCCCUUAAAA
This is a messenger RNA of Sorex fumeus (smoky shrew), 5126 nucleotides long. RefSeq names its product ubiquitin conjugating enzyme E2 K (gene UBE2K). Gene Ontology annotation, biological process: protein polyubiquitination; proteasome-mediated ubiquitin-dependent protein catabolic process. The transcript has 7 exons. Gene Ontology annotation, cellular component: nucleus. Gene Ontology annotation, molecular function: ubiquitin conjugating enzyme activity; protein binding. The record is from RefSeq and is a predicted model, not a curated record. NCBI's taxonomy places the organism in Eukaryota, Metazoa, Chordata, Mammalia, Eulipotyphla, Soricidae. Bases 196 to 798 code for a protein of 200 amino acids.